Aspergillus versicolor CBS 583.65 is the source of this 7978-nucleotide messenger RNA. Its product is annotated as 1-phosphatidylinositol-3-phosphate 5-kinase FAB1. The transcript is spliced from 2 exons. The record is from RefSeq and is a predicted model, not a curated record. Gene Ontology annotation, molecular function: 1-phosphatidylinositol-3-phosphate 5-kinase activity; ATP binding; metal ion binding. Gene Ontology annotation, biological process: phosphatidylinositol phosphate biosynthetic process. NCBI's taxonomy places the organism in Eukaryota, Fungi, Ascomycota, Eurotiomycetes, Eurotiales, Aspergillaceae. Gene Ontology annotation, cellular component: fungal-type vacuole membrane; endosome membrane. The coding region runs from base 335 to 7807 and encodes 2490 amino acids.
CAACAGUCAUUUCCAGAACUCCGAAGGUACAAAGAACCCGCUGACCAUCCUUGCCUUUCUACGGCGGCAGCUUUUCGCUCAGCUACUGCACUUGAUGUACUACUUAUCUGGACAAUGCAAAGCGCUUUACUGCAUGGCUAUUCACUCCACAGCAUCUCCUCUACCAAGGCCGGAACGCCAAAGCGUCUCCGCAGCAGAAUAGCUCUAAUGUUCGCCACCGCUUAUUCGUGCUAACUGGUACUUGGUGCUAAAUACUCAGUUCAUGUGGCCUUCUUAAGACGCCUUUUUUUCAUUCUUGUCAUCUGUGUUCUUGCCUGCGACGCUAAAAACGAAGAUGGCUCCCCAGGCGUCUCAAGGGACGUCGAGCCCAUCAGCAUCCUCUAUCUUUCUCCCUCUCGGUCGACGCAGCUCCCGAGCCUCUUUGUCAACUCAGGCAGAACGCGACAGCUUGAAUGCUGCUCUUGACCAAAUACACACAGCAGCCUAUCAGUCAGAUGCCCUCACCGUAUUCAACGACUUCGCAAGCCCACCCGCCCCCGCAUCGGCCGUGGACGAUAAGAGUAUAUCCGAUGAGAUCCAGGGCGGUUUAAGUGGGCUAUACAGUCGGUUACGGACAUCGGUUGGGGGGAUGAGGGAUAUGGUAAGCGGCGUAGGAAAGUCAGCAGAGGACUCGAGGCGCUCUCAGUCGGAUCGCCUUACCAUGAAACGCUCUCCAGAGUCCAUGUCCGUUGAAACCCAGCAGUAUCAAGGUUCGCCUUUGCCCUCUACACUUAAUUCCCCAACCUCCAUAGGCCACCCAUCUACCCAUGAUGGUCCUUUGGCUUCCGGGGCAGCCAAGUCCUCCAAGGUUUCCUCCAAGGCUGGAAGUAUAUCGUCCAAGGCCUCGGUAGCUCCUUCGGCGACUACAAGACCUCACAACGUCGCAUUACCCAACCCACCCGGUAACUCUGGAGCUGCGGACCCGACGGUUACCGAAGUUCAUGUCAACGCGAUCAAAGAAUCUGCCCGGGCCAUGAAUGACACGCCUAUCGCCCACUCCUUGCACGACACCCAAAUACUGGACUCGAGCGGUACUGACAAUGAUGAUUAUCCACGAACAACGUCUUUGAGCUCUUCAGGAUGGAGCCAGCAGCGGGCGAACUCUCCAGUUUUACAAGCGAAAGGGCAUAACUCGUAUGAAGGUUCGGUGAUAGUGGAUUCUGGUAGUACUCAUAGUGGAAGUCAAGCUCGAGAUAACUCGAAAAGGCCUGAUGGACGAACCAGCCGUGAGGCCGAAACAAGUCUUCCCUCCUCAAUACGAAAGAAUAAGCUAUCGAUUGAUGGGGCGCAGGAUGGCCCUCUUCUCCCGGACCGAACAAGAUCUGAUUCUUCCCUGUCACGUCCACCCGAUACAUCUGCCACUGCGCCAGUCUCUGGGACGGGUAGCAUCAAUCAAUUUGCUAGUGGGGAUGAUAGUGCAUACGCAGAAGGUCGUACACCUUCUACAAUAGCCACGUCUGUGUCUUUCAUGGACGGAGAAGCUCAGUCAAAGGAAUCACUCAAUCCGGGUGCCCAGAAUGAUAGCAAAGAAAGGCCGCAGAUUACUCGCUCCGGUCGCCUACCUGGCUAUCCGACGUCACAAAUUUCAUCAGUUAAUACUGCCAUGGGAUCGCCAACUAUUAUCACCCCUAUCAACACGAAUCUUGAGAGAAUGCCAUUUCGAAAUGCGCAAAGUCGUCCUCCGAAUGCGGGUGACGGUGUCGUAACACAGCUCAGAAGUAGAUUGCUAAGUAAGGACUUCUGGAUGCGCGAUGAAAAUGCAAAAGACUGUUUUCAUUGUGGCGAGCCAUUCUCGACAUUUCGGCGCAAACACCACUGUCGCACCUGCGGCCAAAUAUUCGACUCGAGAUGUACACUGCUCAUUCCAGGUGAUAAAUUCGGCCAGCCGGGGACCAUCCGUGUAUGCAAACCCUGCGAGCAUAUGAUCAACGGACAUGAUGAUGAUUCAUCCGACUUUUCAGACAGCGAACAAAGCCCGAUUUUGGUCAAUCCUCGGGUUUCCGAACUCAGUGUCGGAAACUCAUCUCGUAUCGGUGCCGACGAUGACGAUGCGGCAUCUAUCAUUUCCCAGUCCAAUCCAAUGAAGACACCUACAAUGGCGAUUCCAGCCACAAGGCGCGCUGGAGAAGGGCAUAACCACCGCUCAGCUGUUCUUGAGAUUAGCCCGGAUAGGCCUUUGGCUAGGCCCACUUCAUCAAGGUCGUUGAAAUCUACUAUGAGUGGGCGAACUCACUCUAUGGGUCACAAGCGCCAUCACUCACGGCAGCAAGUUAUUCGCAACUUCAAACCUUACCAUGAUGAGCGAGCACCGUUUCAACGCCGCCACGGUGAUGACUCUCCUUUCGAGCCGCGCCUUCCUGCAUUCCACAAAGACAAUAUAAUAGACCCAGACCUCGCCCAAUACCUGUCUGACGAUGCGUCCAGCGGUGAUGAACAACCCAGCUUGCUAGCGGCAGUGUCUGAAGGGCCGUUGUCCAAAAAUGGCGGAGAAAAUGAAAGAACAACCCUGGGUGGCUUUUUUGCUUCUAUUAAGAAAGGGCGCGGGGAUCGUAGUACCGCUGGGGGACGUGAUCUGGACGACAACAGCAUAAGCAGCCUUCGAGCGACCAAUCCAGCCCGCUCCUCUCGCCGUCGCAAUCUCAGUGUCGCAAGUAGCAUCCACCGCCACUCACCACGUACUUCGAAAGAAGGCAUCUUCAAUCCAUAUGACCCCCAGAGUUCUGGCUACGCUCUACCUGCCGCGCUGAACUCUAGUGGAUUCAAAAUGACUCGCAGUUCGUCCAUGAGAGGCUCGGGAGCCCCGCCAGUUGAAAUGGGAAAGGCUAGCUUACAGCAUGUUCGCAAGCUCUUGCGACAGCUUCUGGACGAUUCCUCGGUACCAUAUCCUCGAAGUUGGGAGACAGCACUCCUUCCGAUAUUGCUGAAGGCCGCCGACGAAGUGGACCCAGAAGUUCAGGGUGGUGACGAUAUGGAUAUCCGUCACUAUAUUAAGUUAAAAAAGAUACCGGGCGGACUACCCGGCGAUACCUCUUACGUAUCAGGCUUGGUCUUCAGCAAGAAUGUCGCGCUUAAAAAUAUGCCCCGAAGCAUCGCCCAACCGAAAAUUCUUAUCAUUGCCUUUGCUUUGGAAUAUGCUCGCCACCAACAACAGUUCAUGAGUCUGGAGCGUGUUAUUCGACAAGAGCGCGAGUUCCUUGAAAACCUGGUCAGCCGAAUAUCAGCUCUGCGGCCCAAUUUGCUGCUUGUUGAAAAGAAUGUUUCAGGAUUGGCAUUGGAACUACUAGACAACGCAGGAAUCGCAACGGUCUAUAACGUCAAAUCCUCUGUUCUUGAGGCAGUCUCUCGAUGCACGCAGACCCGUGUUAUCACUUCAAUGGAUAAACUUGUGACGACCCCAGUGACUAGCGAAUGUGGUGGCUUUGAUGUGAAAACAUACGUCUACAGAGGCCAACGAAAGACAUACAUAUACAUCUCAGGCUGCAAGAAAGAGCUUGGGUGCACAGUUGUCUUACGUGGGGGUAGUAAUGAUGUACUUGCAAGAGUAAAGAAAAUCACGGAGUUCAUGGCCUAUGUUGUGUAUAAUCUCAGGUUGGAGACCUGUGUUAUGAGGGAUGAAUUCGCCCAAAUACCAAUGUCACCCACAACGGAGAAAAAGCCAGACGACACACCGCACCAACACCCACAGUCCUCGUUGGCUGUGAUGCACGACAGUUCUAGCAUACAAUCACCAAAUCCUGAACAUGAUACUUCGAGCCAGGAUAAACUCGUCUCCAACGAAGUCACAGAUGUACCCGAUGACGUUCCUAUGCCGACUUAUUACGAGGAUAUUGUUCGAGACCAUGAAACGAAACUUCUUUCUGCGUCCCCCUUUGUUAAAUUUGAGCCUCCUCACCUACUUAUGCGCGCCAGGAGCAUGGAACGAAGGCUUGCUUACUUGAAACGCCUUCGAGACCAAAGCCUCAAUGAUGACCAGUCGACCGAUGAGAAGACUAAGAAUCUGAAGUUCAGCCUCAUAACACCGGAAAUGGUUCAUGAGGCACCUAAAGAGGCGUCACCGAAAGUCAAAGAAGUUCUACAAGCCGUUCAUGACGCCGAAUACGACCGAGCACUGCACCAUUAUCAGACUCAGAAGCGCCAAUGGGAGGCCUAUAUCUCUGGAACUGUUGGCCUCUUUGAUCCGUACGCUCAUCAAAAUAUCGUCAUCCUGUUUAGCCUUGUCUGCACUACGACAUCCAUUCCAUGCUCCGGACCGGAUCUUCUUGCUUUAGAGUUUUACAAUGAGCAUGGCGACGAUGCACUAUUCGAACCUGACUGUACGCUUGGACAGUAUGUUGAAGAUAUCUGCCUCAACGCAAAUGCAAUUUGUACCGCCAACGGGUGCGAAAAGCGCAUGUAUGAGCAUCACCGGCAGUAUGUGCAUGGUGAGGCACAAAUUAGCAUUUUUACGCAGCCUUAUCCUUCGAAACUCCGAGGCUUCCAGGAUACAAUCUUGAUGUGGAGCUGCUGCAAAAUAUGCGGCAACGAAACUCAAGUUUUCCCCAUGUCCGACAGCACGUGGAAGUACUCCUUCGGAAAGUACCUUGAACUCUCAUUCUGGAGCAAGAACCUUCAUGCUCGUGCAGGCGUUUGUCCCCAUGACUUGCAACGUGACCACCUCCGCUACUUCGGCUUCAAAGACAUUGCUAUUCGGAUUCAGUAUGAUGCCGUUAAUCUUCUCGAGAUAAUUGUUCCUAGGACAAGAGUUACCUGGAAAGUCGAUAAUGACCUGAGGCUUAAAAACGAUGUCUACCAGAAAAAUGAGCAGCGAAUCACCAAGUUCAUGCUUUCUGUCAAGGCCCGGCUCAAGGUAAUAAAUGUCGAGAGCGUCAUUCCGGACCUAAUGGAAGACUGCAAGAAGGAGAUUGAACGCCUGACGAAGAAGGUCAAUGAAGAUCACACCUUACUGAUUAAAGAGCUGCAAGAGGGGUACAUGGAUUCCCGGUAUUGGGAGGUCAUCCCUUUGAAUAGGGUCAUGAGGGCCGUUCAGGAGAAAGUCGUGGAAUGGGAUACUGCGUUUGCCGAGUUUGAAAAGAAUUUCUUCCCUUCAGAGAAAGAUAUCAGACGACUGGCCACUCUGCAGUUGAAGAAGAUUUUCUUGGACAGGGAUCCUUCAGUCACAUCUCUCACCUCCACUGAUGACCAACCGACGACUCCAUCCGAAACGGAGAACGAGCGAAGCCAAACGCCAGAUGGAGCUCGAAUAGUUCGCCGCAUGACAUUAUCUCCUGAAAAGGCUCAGGACUUUUUGGCGUCUGUUGUCGAGGAGCACUCGGGCGAGAAGAUCAAAGCUCUCUUGCCUGAUGAAAAAGUCGAUGCUGAUGAGAUACGUUCAGCUGCGCCCUCGCCUACUCCAGGAGAUGUACCGGUAUCUACAUCUCCAGACUUGGUCCGAGAGGGCACUGAAGUUGAAAAUGAAUCGGAAACUGCCGAUCUUAGUUCCAAUAAGCCUCAUAUAACUCCAUCGUCAAGCACCGGAGCCACUACAAAACCUGUAUCUGGCUACGGCAAUCCUGAAGCAACACCCGGAGACGGGGAUGCUACGCAGGAAAAGAGCACCAACACGAGUAACAAAAAAAGCAAUGAAGUUGAGCAGGCGCCAAUUAACCCACCGUCCACACCACAACCCGGGUUUUCUUCGAUUCCAAGGCCAUCCGAAGGCUCUUUCCGUCGCAGUGGAAAAGCAUCUUCUCCACCCCUCCUCCGCGCUCGGUCCCAGCCUAUCCAGUCCCUCAAAGAUGCGGCUCAAGACUCAUUGAAGGGGACUAGACUUGGUCCCGGAAAACUGCAACGAUCUAGUGGCACCGCGAGUCCCCCUCUGGAGUUCAAAUCAAAGAAUUCCGAUAAAAGACAGUCGGAUAAGAAGUUGUCAGAGCGAUUUGGUCUUGGCGCAUUCCGAAGUGGACGACUCACACCGGGCCAGUCUUUGAUACCUCGCUCAAUACCUGCGAAGAAAAGUCGCGUAUCAUCUCUAGCGAAACAUUUCGAACAAUUGAGCCGUGAGUUCGAGAAAGAACGGCAGCGAGAGCGAGACCAAAGAGCUGCUAAGGGUAGUCACUCUCGUGCAUACCCGCUUGCUUCUUCGAAACCGAUCGUGGAGGUGUACAAGAAUGUUCGUGAGGCAGUUGAGGAGCGUGAACCUUCUGCCGAGAGUGAUGACCUUCUCUCAUCGAUCCCUCGAGCGUCUGCGGACGAUUCAAGUAGGGGGAGCCAAGAAUCCGCGAGGCUUCCCUCGAUAGAGGAGCAAAAGGAGCACCCCCCGACCUCCAAGCCCUCCACUCCUAAACUGGCACCAGAACAGCAUCAGAGCAUUGACCAUAAUCUGUCCGAGGCCGAGGCUGAGGAGGGGCCUAGUGACGAGGAGCGCACCUCUACGGACGGUCUUAAUAUUACAGAUCCUAAUGAUGAACUAGCUAAGAUAUCACCAGAAGAGGAGACUUUGGAUCUCAAGGAACUCCCCAAACAUGAAAGAAGUACUCUUUUGAAGAUGCUAACCAACUUUUGGUCAGAAAGAUCAGCCAGCGGGUGGGCCCCACUUGAUUACCCUCUCACGAUGUCUGAUCACGUCUUUGCAGACUGCGAUAUAAUAGUGCGUGAGGACGAACCGAGCUCGUUGAUAGCAUUUGCAUUGGACUCGGGUGAUUAUAAAGAAAAGCUGGCGAACAUACAAAGACGUCACGAAGUCUCUGAGAAGUCGCUUGAUUCGGAGAGUGACGCGGAAGACGUGAAUGAAGCGCGAGUAGAGCAUGCUCUUCUACGAUCCACUGGAACUCACCUCAAGUAUCAGUUCCAGGAAGGCCAGGCAAAAAUGCUAUGCAAGGUCUUCUAUGCUGAGCAAUUCGACGCCCUGCGGAAGAAGUGUGGAAUCGCAGAUCGCAUUGUGGAGUCAUUAUCCCGAUGUGCCAAGUGGGAUUCAAAGGGAGGAAAGACCAACUCGCUAUUCCUGAAGACCCUUGAUGACCGGUUCAUUCUUAAGUCAUUGUCGCCCAUCGAGACCCAGGCUUUCUUGAAAUUUGCUCCAGCGUAUUUCCAGAUAAUGUCUGAGGCUUUGUUUCAUGAGCUCCCGUCUGCCAUUGCAAAGAUGUUUGGCUUCUACCAGGUGAUCAUCAAGGAUCCUGCAACAAACACCGAGUUUAACUGGUUCCUCUUGUUGAUGGAGAAUCUAUUUUAUGACCGAGUCCCAACACGAAUCUUUGAUCUCAAGGGAUCGAUGAGGAACCGCAAGGUGCAAAGCACCGGUGAACGCAAUGAGGUUCUUCUGGAUGAGAAUAUGGUUGACUUCAUUUAUGAGACGCCUUUGUUCACACGAGAACAUUCGAAGAAACUUCUGAGCCAAAGCGUAUGGAAUGACACGUUGUUCCUGGGGCGUCAAAAUGUGAUGGAUUAUUCACUAAUGAUCGCCAUUGACGAGAGUCGAUCCGAGUUAGUGGUUGGUGUUAUCGACUGUAUCCGUACGUAUACUUGGGAUAAGAAACUUGAAUCCUGGAUCAAAGACCGCGGAUUCGCCGGUGGAGGCAAGAAUCGACCUACCGUUACCAGUCCGAAAGAAUAUAAAAGUCGAUUUAGAGAGGCCAUGGCUCGCUAUGUGCUUCAAGCACCAAGCUGCUGGCACCAAUUCCAGUCACCGCAAAUACAGCGAUAUGCGCCAGUGGACAUCCAUGGCCACUUGAACCAGAGCAAUACUUUGACGGAUGUGGACGCCAUUGAAGGAGCUGCCGAACACAGCUUCUAACCUGGUGGUAUCUCGUGUAUGAAUACCAAAUGGAUGAGGAUAUGAAUUAUGAUGAGACGCAUAGACAUGAUUUAUGAUCAAUGAGAACAAGUAGGAGAAAAGCCUUGGCUUUCCCGCCAUAUAUGUACAACCAACCAACGUUCAUUACCUUCCAUAUUUGUUUGACCAGGC